AUGCAAGCGUUUCGUCUGCGCAAUCCUGACGAUGCACUUGGAGGACCCCAGGUGAUGGCUGCUUGCACGCAGGCAGCUGCACUUCUAGAUACUUACCGCACCCUACGGAGGGCGUACUUAAACUUUUACAGGGAACAGGAUUCAGACGCGGGCAUGUCAGAGGACAGCGCUGCAUGGAUGUCCGGGCGAUUCAGCCUGAUGCUGGAAGAGGACCCAGCCGUCGGAAAAGACAGGGAGUUGCAAAAAUGUUUGAAAUGGUGCAUCGACUCAACCUUGGUUCUGCAGCAGAUGCUGUCCCAGCGCGCCAUCACUGAAAUUCAUGAAAGCAGUGUGCCUCCUGGCAAUGCAUUGAAUAACCUGCUGGACGUCUCAGAAUCUGGAUGCGAUUCUUUCAGCUCCCGCAUUACACAAUACUUGCUAGCGCGAUGCCGAGACGAAUCAAAGGAGCGCCUAGCUCAGAUUCAUGUCUGGGCGGCGCUUAGCAUGGCCUUCUCCGAACAUUUUUUUAAAGAACAACUGACUUGUGCAGUUAGAGCACAGGGAAAUUCUGAAAAGGCUCUUAGUCUCGUGAGAGCUGCACUGUCAUUAAGCUGGGAACGUACAAGCCUCCCCCAAAUUUUGAAAUCUCACUUGCUUCUUUUGCAAGCAGUGAAGAGCAUUGAAGAUAGCAGGUUGCUAACAGACCCCGACAAGGAGCGCAUAGCGAAGAACUGUGGCAACAUUGGACCACCGCAUAUGAAGGAAUUUUCGCCCUUAUUUGAAGAGCCGAAAACCUACGAAGAGGCGCUCAUUUCGAUGUACACACUGCCCCUGUCUCAAGGCAAUGAUUCCAGGAGUGGUGAUGAUAGCAACGUUAACCGGCAACAACGCUCAGAACUAGAAGAACUUGACAGCAGUAACGUGCACGGAGACCCAAAUUCGGAAACACCCAAGGAAGGUACUAGCUAUCAUGCCCAAAUAUUGACAGAAAAAGUGUCCCUCGUGACUCCGCAGUGCUUAUUGGUCCUUUCCGUUCCGCAAAAAGGACCUGAAAAGCCACAGUUUCACCACAUUUUUGCAAUGCGCGCCCGCUUGGCUCUCUGCUUGCGAACAAGCGCGGGCGACACUUUUGGCAGACUCUUUUUCUGUGUUUCAGGACAAACGCGUGCCACACAGCAGGAUGAAAACACCUACCCCCGUAGCUCUCCACCCCCACCUCCACCGCGCGUAUACCGAGAGGGCCAACCUGAACAGGCAGUAGACGAAUAUCGUCCGCAUAAGAUUGUACAAAAGACGGCAGUAAAUGUGCCAACUAGGCAGAAGGAGCUCAGUGAGCCACAAGGAACCGAUUUAUCUACUUCAGGUGAACGGGCAGAAGACAGUCAACAUCAAAACACAGACGCGCAAGAGCUGGCUACACGCAGUGAGUCAAAUGAAACUCAAGAAAUGUCCCCAGUGCCCCCGCCCAGCACAAGUGAGCAACCUGUUGCACACAGCCACACUUCAGAUUCGGUUGAGAAAAUGCAACUCUCACACACGGUGCCAGCUCCACUAGCAGCUACCACGCCUGAAGAGCAUGCUUCAUCAAAGUCAAUCCAGCCAAGAGGCUCGGGAACUCAAGGCGAAGGCGUUGCAAAGCCUUUAGACACGCCAGAUAGGCACGGUACCGGCGGAUUAUCUAAAGCGCCUCUUGAGGAAAAUAAAAGCAACGCAUCUUCGAGUGCACCACCACCACUGCCUGGACGCAUCAAGUUUGGCUCAGCACGAAACCGAAGUCCUACGGAGCACGAAUCUGGAGACAAGCCAGAACUCCGGCGCGUUGCGUCAGAUGACUAUAGGGCACGUAGACAAGCCCUCCCGAGAAGGAAAGAAGGUAGCCUAUAUAGCCACCGUCUGCUCUGGAGCCCAGAACAAUCACCCGCCUCAACAGGAACUCUGCGCAAAAGGGAUAAUUCUUAA
Eimeria necatrix is the source of this 1938-nucleotide messenger RNA. RefSeq lists its product as hypothetical. NCBI's taxonomy places the organism in Eukaryota, Apicomplexa, Conoidasida, Eucoccidiorida, Eimeriidae. The record is from RefSeq and is a predicted model, not a curated record.